AUGAACGACGGUGGUUAUGGGAUCGUUAUUGGUAUCUUUGUUGGUGUUCUGAUAGCAUGGACUUGUCGAAAGCGUAAUCGAAUGCAAUGGUCGGAGAAAAUUUUUGGUUCUCAAUUUACGGAUGAUCAUAGGCAAGAUUUUGAUAUUUUUUUAAUUUGAGUCACUCCGUACUCUAAUUCGACAUCAAUUCCAUUAUGUCUUAUUCUGCUUCCUUUUUAUGUCCAAUCGACUUGAAUCUCAAAAUUUUGAGAUUUUCUCGAUCCUAAUCCCAAUUUGACUUGUUACAGUAACCCCAUCAAUCUUCGCACCUGUCAAGAAGCACUUCAAAGUCGGAUCAACGAGAUAGAAAGGAAUCUAAAGCAGAUUUCAUUGUCUAAAACCAUGCCAAGAAAGCAACUCCAAAAGUUUGUUGAGGAGGAAAGAAAAGCUCUGGAUUGUCUCUCACUCGAACUGGAACAUCUGAAAGAGGGAAAGCCAUCAAAGUGUUUGCUUCAAGCAUGGGUUAUUGCUAGUCAACGGGGCGAGGACAACACCAUCAUUUUACGAUAUUAA
Messenger RNA from Bursaphelenchus xylophilus (pine wood nematode), 552 nucleotides. The record is from the annotation of a GenBank genome assembly. NCBI's taxonomy places the organism in Eukaryota, Metazoa, Nematoda, Chromadorea, Rhabditida, Aphelenchoididae.